Messenger RNA from Amyelois transitella, 4414 nucleotides. It is a transcript of the gene Cap-D2, whose product is annotated as condensin complex subunit 1. NCBI's taxonomy places the organism in Eukaryota, Metazoa, Arthropoda, Insecta, Lepidoptera, Pyralidae. Gene Ontology annotation, cellular component: nucleus; condensed chromosome, centromeric region. The transcript is spliced from 22 exons. Bases 190 to 4356 code for a protein of 1388 amino acids. The record is from RefSeq and is a predicted model, not a curated record. Gene Ontology annotation, molecular function: histone binding. Gene Ontology annotation, biological process: mitotic chromosome condensation; mitotic cell cycle; meiotic chromosome condensation.
CGUUGUUCUUGUUUGAUUUUGUCGCUUUCUUUGAAUGUUAUUUGAACGAAAUCAUCAUUUAGAUUGUUACGCUAUAAUUUUCACUAAAUAUAAAGCGAAAUAAAAUAACGUCAGAGAAGUCGCAGUUUAGUUAUCAGUCUACAUAAUAUAUUAAAAGCUACACAAAGUUGACAAAAGAACAAGUUCGACAUGAGCCACUUUGAAUUUGCAAUUCCCUUACAGAAGGAUGAAUUACUGGAAUCUCACGCCGGACAGUAUCAUGUUGAAGAUGUUGUUCAACCCAGAUUACUUUUAUCGAAGCUGCAAGAUGCUGCACGCGCCUAUAACUCUGAAGGAGUGGAUUAUAUUUUGGAACAUUUUGACACCUACUUUUCCAUUAUAGUACAUGGCAAUAAAUUAGAAUGGAACAUUAUAAAUAAGGGAUUUGACCACAUUGUAAGAGCUGCAAAAAACCUUUGCAAUCACUUGGAAGCCAUUUUUCAAGAUAAGGAAAUUGACACCGAUGUGAGGACCAAGAAUCUUAAUAUUGUCAAGAUGGUUUUGUAUCUGUUCACCCAAAUUAUGAAGACCAAAGAUGCCAAGUUAGCUGCAGAUAACUCAACGAAGUUAAGUUUAGGCAAAAAAGGCAAGAAGGCAACCAAUGAUGAAGAGUUUUGUGGGUGGACAGAGUCAGAUAAGCAAGCUGCGCUAGUCACACUGCAUUUGGUUCUACAGCAACCCCUUUCUAGACUAUGGGACCCACCUUUGGCAGAGGAUAAUUUUGUUUCAAUGGUUGCCGAUCCAUGUUACAAAGUAUUGGAAGAACAGAUCAUCAAAAAUAAGGCAAUCAGAGAAACAGUGUUUCAAGUUCUUGGUGUUCUAAUCAAGAAGUACAACCAUGGCACAUCUUGCCUCAUCAAAUUAGUACAGGUUUUGCAAAUGGCUGAACAUGCUGUAUCCCCUAUUUGUGCUGGUGUGGUUCAGCUGACUAACGAAUUUGGUCUUGGAACAUUUGGACCUCAAAUGGUCCGUGAGAUAGCAGAAGCUUUAGCGUCCAGUGACGAAGAGAACGCGGGCGCCGGUACCGAGCAGGCGGCCGCGCGGAACUGUGGCGCGUUCCUAUUGGAGCUUACCAAUGAGUUACCGAAGGAGAUGACCGGCGCUAUUGCUACUAUUCAGCCUUACUUGGAAAGUGAUGAGUCGUACACACUGCGCAUCAGCGUGCUGGGCAUGAUGUGCUCGGUGCUGAGCGUGCAGCUGCGCGGCGAGGGGCUGACGGCCGCGCAGCGCGCGCAGCGGGACGACUUCCUCGACGACCUCUACGACCACAUGCACGACCUCUCGGCCUACGUGCGACACAAGGUCCUACAGUUCUGGUGUCGCCUACAGCGUGAGAACUGCGUACCCGUAACUCGGCAACGCACCGUGCUAGAACGUGGCAUCGGCCGCCUCAAAGACAAGGCUGCACUCGUUAGGAAAGCUGCCAUACAACUGAUUAAGGUGUUUUUAGAAUGCAACCCAUUCUCUGCGCAACUCAAACUAGAAUUACUAGAAAAACAGCUGGAAACAGAGCAGAAGAUACUGGAGGAUCUUCAAAAGAAACAGAACCCUGGGCCGGACCCAGAACUUGUAAAGAAAUGGGAUAAAAUAGAAAAAGAUGUUAUUUCUACAAUAAAGGAUAAUAUGGAUGUUUUAACUCAAGAUGAACCCGAGCUAUCUCAAGCAUCGCUGGAUAAUUUAUAUGAUGCUAUACGUAAACAUAUGCGUGAUAAGAAUUAUCAUAAAGCUUAUUUGAUCGUGAAACAUACGGAAAGACAAUAUCCUGACGCGAAACUGCUUAGGUGUGAUAUGGAGAAAAGUGAUCAGAUAGACUACUUUGUAGCUCUACUGCGAAAUAUUUUCAUCAUACCCGAUCGCAGGCAGUCAAUAUCCAUGACGCAGCAAUGCGAGAACGAGCUAGCACUAUACAAGAAAAUGGAAGAGAAAGAGAGCAUAGUUGCCUUCCUUCAAGAGUCCGUACAUUUCUGUAGAAUGGUGUCUGAAGCUGUGCCUUUGAUAAACUCCUUGCUCAUGUCGAAGCAAGCCGGAGACGUGAGCGAAGCUAUAGACUUCUUCACCGCAGCACACCACUUUAAUAUAGAGUCGGCUAAAGUGGGCGUUGCUACUAUGUUGCUGCUUGUAUGGUCGCCUGACCAAGAUAAACGGGAAGCAGUAGAGCGAGCAUAUCGCGACAUGUACUUAGAGUGCGAAAACAAAAACGAGCGCGCGCGAGCGUUCACCAUCGCUCGGAGACUCACCUCGCUAGCGGCCAGCGUGGACCGCGGCAGUGCGCUCGCGCUCGACCAUCUCGUGCAGCAGUGGGUCGACAAGGGGGACAUCACGCCUGCUAUCAUCCAGGUUUUCUGGGAAAUGUUUCUGAAGAAAAUCGAUGGUACUACCGAUAUGGACAGCUAUGCGGCGAUAUCUAUUCUCGUCAUGAUAUCUAAAGCCCAGCCUUCUGUAGUACUGGCAAAUUUGGAGGUUAUCCAGACCCACGGUCUCACAGGCGACUAUAACUCAAGGAAUCUGAGCGCUCAGCUGCUGUUAUGUUUAGCAAAGAAAAACCAAAGAUAUCCCAUGGACCACCCCAUAUUCACAGCGAUAUUCGACAGCCUUCUAGAAACUUAUUCGAAGUUGAAUAAGUUCAUGCAAUUCGCUACGAACACUAUAGAUUUUAUUUACGCGGUGUGCGAUUCUCCUGAGAUCCUUUGUGCGAAGAUUUUGUCGGAAAUGUUCAAAAGGCUGCAAGAGUCGGUGGUAAAGGACCAGGACAGUGAAGAGGAAGCCAGCAUGCCCACGGAGUUGUUGACCCGGUUCGUUUUUGCAGUGGGACACGUCGCAUUGCAGCAAUUGAUAUAUCUGGACACAAGCGUCUACAGCGAAUUAAGAAGAAGAAACCAGGUUCGCGAAGAACGCAAAGAAGAAGAGAAGAAAAAGAAGAAAGCCAGUGCGUUCGCGACUCCAGCUAAGCGCGGACGAGUUGAUGACCUCCGCAGACAAACGCUCAUGAAUGUCAGCAACGCCAGCGCUUCUUCCAGGGGACAACGCUCUGCCAGCGUCUCCAAGGCGCCUUCGGCAAACACCACAAUGACGGAAGACGAGGCGGGCCUCGAGGGCGCAGUAGCAGACGACGCGGACGCGGAAUACGUCCGCAACGUAUGCGAGCGGGACAUCGUCGGCGUCGACACCGCUUUAGCGCGCUACAUCCCCCUCCUUCGCUGGUUGUUGGCCAAUCCCGCGCGCUGUACGACGCAAUUACAAGCGGCCGCAGCUUUAACAUUUACCAGAUUCAUGUUGGUUUCAAGUGCAGUGUGCGAAGACGGUCUUCAGCUAAUGGUGACAGUACUGAAGCGGUCUAAGAAUGUUUCCUUGAGGACCAACCUAACCAUCGCUUUCGCCGAUCUUACUCUACGGUUCCCUAAUCUCACUCAACCAUGGACACAUCACAUUUAUCACAUCCUGAACGACGAAGAGCUUGAAGUCCGGCAAUGCGCUGUAAAGAUGCUGUCAUUCCUGGUUCUCCACGAAAUGGUGCGCGUCAAAGGUCAGAUAGCGGACAUGGCGCUCUGCUGCGCCGACAAAGACUCUGGCGUCGCGAAUAUGACGCGCCUGUUCUUCAAGCAGCUUUCGCAGAAAGGCAACGCCCUGUAUAACGUGAUGCCCGACAUCAUAUCGCGCCUUAGCGACCCUGAGCUGAACGUGCCGGAGGACCAGUAUAGACUUAUUAUGAAAUACAUAACAUCACUCAUACAAAAAGACCGUCAAAUGGAGGCUCUAGUAGAAAAACUUUGUCAGCGCUUCAAGCUAUCAACUGAAGAACGCCAGUGGCGCGAUCUAGCGUACUGCCUCUCAUUGUUCUCGUAUAAUGAGAGGUCCUUGAGGAAACUCAUUGAAAACCUGGAUUGCUAUAAGGAUAAGCUGCAUUGCAGCGGCGUAAUGGAGUCUUUCACGACGCUCAUGAAUAACACGUCGAAAUUGGCGAAGAAUGAAAUUAAAACGCUAGUAACGGAGCUGGGCGAUAAGAUCGAGGAGUGUUUCGCUGUGCGCGAGGGCGAGGACGGCGCGCGGCCCGCGGCUGCGGCCGAGCCGCCGCGCGCCACGCCGCGGAAGAAACCCGCGCCCCGGCGUGCCCGGCGGCGUUCCUCGAGCCCUGAUGAGAAUGAACCACCCGCCAACGAUGGAACUCCACCUUCAGUUCGAAAAUCUAGCAGAAAACCAACGAGAUCUAGAAAAGUUGUUUCUUAUAAUUCUGAAGAAUCAGAUGACGAAGAUCAACAAAAGGAUGACGAUGUUUUCAAAAAACCUACUGCUAGGAAAACUACUCGCAGAAAGAAAUAAUGAGUUAGUUUUUGUUACAUCGAAUAUUAAUAAAUACAUUUUAUAUUUACAAUCUGUA